CAUCACCUCACACCAUCAAACUCCUACACCUUCAAUCACCCAUUGCACUCCACAACCAAGUUCAAAUAUGCUGUCGCAACGUGUUAUUCUUGGCACUGCCCGCCGUGUCCCUGCCCAGAUCCGACGGCCCGUACAGAGGCGCUGGGCUUCAUCGACGCAGGAAUUUACUGGAGCUGAGGACAACGCUUUCAACCGCGAGAGGGCGGCUGUCAAGGCUCAUGCCGCGGAAUCUGCUGAGCUCUGGCGCAAGCUUUCCCUUUACGUCGCAGUCCCAUGCCUGAUUAUCUUCAGUGCCAAUGCCUGGACGCUCUGGAACGAGCACUGGGAACAUGAAGCGCAUGCCAAGCCACCAUCUGAACGCCCACAGUACGAGUACCUCAAUAUCAGGAACAAGGCCUUCCCGUGGGGUGACGGCGAUAAGACCUUGUUCUGGAAUGACAAAGUCAACUACAAGAAGCCCAUUGAGGAGUAGGACAUGGCAACAGGAGCUGUACGUUAGGAAUAUCGGCAAAUGGACAAAAUCAGACCACGCCUAUGGAGAGAAUUUACUUUGUAAAUAGUACUAGAAACUAUCGAAUGUGAUGGUUAGAGUUGCUGGGUUAUACUGUGCGCAGUCUUGGUUUGAGUCCUCAAAUUCACGCUAUUAUGCAUUAUCGCUUUUGUGGCCAAACUGCCUCUCAUACAGCGUGAGGUACUUUGUAGCCCAAUCCUCAGCCAGCUUGAG
Messenger RNA from Verruconis gallopava, 724 nucleotides. RefSeq lists its product as uncharacterized. The transcript is spliced from 3 exons. Gene Ontology annotation, molecular function: enzyme regulator activity. NCBI's taxonomy places the organism in Eukaryota, Fungi, Ascomycota, Dothideomycetes, Venturiales, Sympoventuriaceae. Bases 68 to 472 code for a protein of 134 amino acids. Gene Ontology annotation, cellular component: mitochondrial inner membrane. Gene Ontology annotation, biological process: mitochondrial electron transport, cytochrome c to oxygen. The record is from RefSeq and is a predicted model, not a curated record.